Messenger RNA from Xenopus tropicalis (tropical clawed frog), 2302 nucleotides. RefSeq names its product solute carrier family 6 member 7 like (gene slc6a7l). The coding region runs from base 126 to 2075 and encodes 649 amino acids. Lineage: Eukaryota; Metazoa; Chordata; Amphibia; Anura; Pipidae. The transcript has 15 exons. Gene Ontology annotation, cellular component: membrane. The record is from RefSeq and is a predicted model, not a curated record.
AGUGAUGACAUAGGAGGCUGGGCGGGGCUGAGCUCACCUGGCCCCAGGUAUUGCUAUGUCUGCCGUGUACCUUUCCUGGCAGCCAAACAGACUCAGCUCCGGGGGCCCCACUCACCCUUCUGCCUAUGAAGUUCCCCUCUGAGCCAUGGAGUGAGGGGCCGCACAAGGGAGACCCCCCGGGAGGAGAAAUGCAGAGGUUUGGGGGCGACGAGGGGGCAGCAAGUCCAGGCAGGGCCCAGGACCCCCCCGGAUCAGAGCCUGGUACCUCCCAGGAUGGGACUGAUGCCCAGAGAGUGGCAGAGCUGGCCCCCCCUGCCCCGGCCGGGCCCCCCCGGGAGACCUGGGGGGGUAAGUAUGAGUUCCUGCUCUCCUGUAUCGGUUACUGUGUGGGACUGGGCAACGUGUGGAGAUUCCCCUAUCUCUGCUACCGCAACGGGGGAGGAGCCUUCCUCAUCCCUUACUCCAUCAUGUUGUUCUUCACGGGGCUCCCCCUCUUCCUCAUGGAGCUGAGUUUGGGGCAAUACGGAGCCGCCGGGCCCAUAACUGUGUGGAAGUGCUGCCCCAUCCUUAAAGGGAUCGGGAUCGGGAUGCUCCUCGUGUCGGCUCUGGUCUCUCUCUAUUAUAACGUUAUUAUUGCCUGGACCUUCUAUUACCUGGGUCAGUCCUUCCAGAGCCCAUUGCCCUGGUCAUGUGACUCGGCCCUGUAUUCCCAGCUCUGCCAGAACGGGACGAGCAAUGGGUCUCAGUUCAGCGCCACAGAAGCUUUCUGGAAUGAGAAGGUUCUGGGAGUGACGCACAGUUCUGGCCUCGGUGACCCGGGUCCUGUCGGCUGGGAGCUGGCACUCUGCUUAUUGGCCGCCUGGUUCAUCAUCUUCCUCUGCAUGCUGAAGGGCAUCCAUAGCUCUGGCAAGAUCGUCUAUUUCACCGCCACGUUCCCCUACUUCGUCAUGGUUGUGCUGAUCAUACGAGGGGCCACACUGGAGGGGUCCAUAGAUGGCGUGAGGUUCUACCUGACAGCUGAUUGGAAGAGACUUCAAAGUGCCCAGGUAUGGAACGAUGCCGCCUCGCAGAUCUUUUACUCCCUUGGGAUUGGAUUCGGGGGGCUGCUUUCCAUGGCGUCCUACAAUAAAUUCAAUAAUAACGUUAUUAGGGACACUUUGGUCAUCGCCAUUGGGAACUGCUCCACAAGCUUCUUUGCCGGCUUUGCCAUUUUCUCUGUGCUCGGCCACAUGGCCUGGAAAAAGGGGGUCCCGGUGGGACAGGUGGCGGAUUCCGGUCCGGGUUUGGCUUUUGUAGCUUACCCAGAAGCCCUUGCUCUGCUGCCCGGCUCUGUGUUCUGGUCUAUCCUCUUCUUCCUGAUGUUGUUCACCUUGGGAGUAGACACUCUGUUUGGGAACAUGGAGGGCAUCACGACGGCCAUACUGGACGAGAUCCCAUCCCUGCGAGACUGGAAGAGGAAGACAAUAUUUUUGGGGUGUCUGUGCUUUGCCUUCUACCUACUGGGGCUCCUACUCAUCACCCAGGGGGGUAUCUACUGGUUCACUCUGAUAGACUCGUACAGCACGAGCUUCGGCCUCAUCAUCAUUGCCCUCUUCAUGUGCCUCGGAAUCGCCUUCUUCUACGGUGUCAACCAGUUCUGCCAGGACAUAUUGGACAUGGUGAGCCAGUGCCCCCCCUGGUGCACAAAGGUCCUGUGGUACUUUAAAGCCUGCUGGGUGUUCAUCACCCCCCUCCUAUUGCUGUUCAUCCUGUUCUAUAUAUUCCUGGAGAUGUACAACACCCCCCUGCGCUACGGCGCCUACGUGUACCCUCGCUGGGGGCAGGCCCUGGGCAUUUGCAUGGGCACGCUCUGCUGCAUUCAGAUCCCCAUCUGGGCUACAGUCGCGGUGCUGAAAGAGACCGGAACCCUGAAGGAGAGAUUUAAGAAAUCCCUGCGCCCAUUAAACACCUGGCGCAAUGCCAACAGCCCGCAGGAGCACGGCAACGCCAUCAUCGAUGUGCCCUACACAGUCAACCUGACACAGCAGGAUUUCUCGGACGCUGUGUGGCAGGGGGCAGAAAUGCUGGAAGACUGACAGCGCUUGGACCCAGCGAUGGCAGAACAAUAAUUCACUGGGGUCUCUCUCUCUGGUUUAUGAUUUUCAGGAAAUUCAUUUGGCCCCUGUGGCUCCCACUAAGCUGGACAUACAGGCCUGAUGGGAACAGCCCUGGCACCAUGGGGCAGGGAUUAUGGUGCCCACUGCCAGCCCAUAGAGUUCCCCCCCCAGCCCAUAGAGUUCCCCCCCCCAGCCCAUAGAGUUUC